This is a messenger RNA of Periconia digitata, 4738 nucleotides long. NCBI's taxonomy places the organism in Eukaryota, Fungi, Ascomycota, Dothideomycetes, Pleosporales, Periconiaceae. The record is from the annotation of a GenBank genome assembly.
UAAGACGACCAAGAUUCAUGAACCAACUGUACAACCCAUAAAGCACUCUCUUAGUUUCACCAGACAUCGAAUAUUUCCGGAGGCGAUGGAGGGUGACCGCGCUUGUCUUGAUGCUCUGGACUACCUUGUACAGAGCGAAAAGAAGCCUGUGAGCGAAUGGCUACCAGGUGGCAGUGCGUCAUUCUACAUUCCUGCUCGAAGCAUAGGAGCAUUAUUGAAAGAUCAACACCGCGGACUGACUCUGGAAAAAAUAUUUUUAUGUCCAUGUAAUCGGUGUUCGCAGGACGGCGGAUCGGUCGAUGAGCGGUUGACACACUACAACCGACUCAGAGAGAAAGAGUUGAGAGAUGAAUACGCCGCCAUCUAUGCACUGCUUAUCUACAUUCGCCGCCAGGGUCUGAUUCGGAAAUUUCAAAAGCAUGGACUGAAACUUCAAGACACCAGGUAUCUCACAGAAAGUGAUUUGCAUGUGUUGUCCAGAGAAAGGAUAGCGGAUUUCCAAUUGCUGCAACGAAAGGUUGUAGACACGCAAUACAGUUUUCUUGUACGAACUUUAAAACCUUUUUCUGAAAUUACAGCCAUAUCGCCGAAGGAAGUGCUGCCAAUCAAAGAAGACUUAGAGCCCAAGGGGGUGGGGACAUUUGCGGAGGUUCGAUGUUUUGAAUUUCAAGAUGAUGAAUACAGGUCUCGAGAAUUCGGAGAGCAUAUCACUAAGUUUGCUCGUAAAAUCUUCAAACAGGGUAUGAAGAAAUCUGCGGCAAAAGAGUGGAACAACCUUCAAAUGCUAUCCAAGAUGAACAGCCACCCACACAUCAUGGUAGCCCUAGGUGCAUAUUGGCAUGGCCGGCAAUUCUUCAUUCUCAUGGAGGAAGCGGAGCUUUCCCUUCAAGAUUAUCUCAAUAGCGAAGGAGUAGAAUUCGACUCGCAAGAGCUCUGGAAGCAGAUGGGGGGAGCAGCUGAUGGGCUAUCCACUUUGCAUGGGCUUUAUGCGGAUACCAGGAUUGCUUACCACCAGGAUUUGAAACCUGCAAAUAUCCUUAUUGUGAGGGGGCGAUUCAAGAUUGCGGACUUUGGCUUGCUCGAGUUCAAGCCUAUUUCCACUGAUGAUGGUACGGGGGCUACUGGCAUUCCAAAUGCCCACAAUACAGGGUUCUAUGCUGCUCCCCGGCAAGCUACAUAUACUCGAGGCUCGGACAUCUGGUCUUUGGGAUGCAUCAUGUCCGAGAUCGCGACUUGCGACAUUCAAGGCCGAGAUGAAGUGAGGAAAUAUCACGAAGCUCGCGUUGAAAACAAGCCGAUGACUAGAGAUUUCCCUCGGUUCUUCUUUGGUGAUCAGGUGAAAGGCGCGGUGCUGGGAAGACACAUUCUGUUACAGAGCUGCGUUGAAACUCAGAAACUCGCCGACAGAGGCGUUGAAUCUAUGGAGUUUCGCCGGAAAUUCUACACGGAUGAUUUUUUCGAGCUGUUGCAUGCAAUGUUCAACGUGGGAGGUAUCAGCAAUGAACACCUGACGUUCAAUAAAGCCACGGGACCGGAUGCCGCCCAAGUUUGCAAGACCAUCGAAAGACUACACCAUGAUGCAGGAUCGGAAUUCGAUAUGGAUAAUGUCAUAGAUACCCUGACAUUGGAGCAACGUCUGCUAGACGACGAGGCUCUUGAUCGCGCUCUGACAACACACCUCUCAGAGUUCGAAAGAGUGUUGAACAAAAGAGACCCGGGGAGGCUUUUAGAAACAUCCGCGGACGACUUCAAACAGUUUCUUGUCAACCUACAAGAAAAACAGCAUGCUGAACGUCGUCAACAAGGACUCAAGCGCCUGUCUAUAUUUUUGGAACGUAUCGAACAGUAUGAGGAACUGGUCGAGCGACUGCCCAUUGCUGCGAGGAUCGGGGGCUCUCUCCGCGGUCCUCUGAAAUUUUUGCUUGCUAGCACGGACAGUCACCAAGAUGCUUUCAGCAACAUAGUCGAUCUCUACGAUCAAAUUGGUAUGAUGCAGCCUACCAUAUCCAUGUACAAGGAGCUUGCGAUAGGUGAUUCCGAUUUAAUCCCUGUGAUUUCAUCGAUGUACGCGCAUAUUCUAGAGGUGAACCGAUUACUUUUGGUUUAUUUCCAGCAGCGCCUCUGGUCUGAGCUGUUCGCCACAUCGUGGAAACGACACAAAGCAAGAAUGCAAGGUGUUUUGACGAGUAUGAAAUCUCUGUACGAUUUGAUUCGUGGGAAAGCUGAGAUCGUCCAAUUUAACUCUUUCUUGGCGGGUCAUUCACUGGACGGAGAGCAGAUGUCUACGUUAGAGGACGAGAAUCUAUCGAGAGGGCAAGCAGUCCAUGCCUGGCUGGAGCCAUGUGAAAUGGAGAAUCAACAAUAUCAUCUGGACAAAAUACGGGAGGAAAAUCCUGAAACAUGUUGUUGGCUGUGGGAAAAAGAGUCAUUCACUGAAUGGUUUGAUCCACAGUACUCCGCGGCAACGUCUUCCACUCUGUUAUGGAUCAAUGGCAAACCUGGGGCAGGUAAAACUGUGAUCGCGUCCGCAGUAGUGGAUAAGGCCAGAAAGCUAGUUCCUACGCCCACCGUUCUCUACUUCUACUUCAAACAUGGCGUCAAAGACCAGGAUGACUUUGUAUCGAUGGCUCGAACACUGCUGAUGCAACUCCUCGAACAAAAUCCGUUGUAUCUCGAUUUUCUGUACAGCAAGUGUUGCAAUAGUGCGGGAGCGUUGCUGACAUCUCGUUCGCGGAUUGAAGAACUUCUCGCCUUUCUGUUGCGAAAUUGCGAUUCGGCAUACAUCGUACUAGAUGGCUUGGACGAAUGUUCUUCAAGGAAAGAGAGGGGCGAAAUCGUGAAGUGGUUUCGUGCAAUCAUCGAAAGGCCUGAUCCAGAUCCGUGUGAUCACCUUCAUUGCCUCUUCGUAAGCCGCCAUGACAGCGCUCGAAAGGACUACCAGGAUAUACCAAGUAUGACUCUAGAUACUUUCAACAACCGGAAAGAUAUUGAGUCUUUUUGUGUUACCCAGUCCAAGAAUCUGGAAAAUGAAUUAGGCAUUCCGGCAGAAACGGCCAGGAAGAUAGCCUUUUCAGUUUCCCGAUCGGCCGAAGGUAUAUUCCUAUUCGCUGAGCUAGCGUGGGUGAAUUUACGCAGCCAAGCUACCCUGGCGGGGCUAGAAAAAGAGAUGAAAUCGCUCCCUACUGAUCCUGAAAACUUGGAUGACAUGUAUGCUCGUAUCAUGAAGACGAUUUUGGACAAACCUGUGGCUUCUCGCUUUGAACCUUUGGAGAUUUUAAGCUGGUUGGUAUGCGCCAAGCGACCCUUGAAAAUGCAUGAAGUUCAGAUGAUGAAAUCCAUCAAUGUCAAUGAAAGAGCAGUUGAGUUCGAGUAUCGCCACUUCAGGGUUCAUAUCAAACAGCUUUGCGAGUCGUUGGUAGACGUCCGGGAGGAUGGAACAUUGGAAUUAAUACAUACGACCGCUCGAUCUUAUCUAGCAAGAAGUAAUCAUCUCGACAUCGUGGACACAGAGUUGAAUUUGGCAGCGCUCUGUAUUGACUAUUUGAAUCUUCCGUAUUUCACUGGAUCGCCAUUAGAAACUGAUGUUCUGGCGGGAGCUUAUGGUUUCAUGGAGUACGCUCUAGUUCACUGGCUUCGGCACUUGGAAGCAGGGAUGACAUCAUACCAAGUUGAGAAUCGUGAGCGGCAUCUGGAUUUGGCAGAAUCGUUCGGGAUACUUGUUGAGCUGCACUGGAACCAUCCACAGAACCUGAGCAGAACAAUUCCUAGACGGAUAUAUGAUGUACUGGCACAGUUCAUUGAACACCCGAAGCAUCAGCAAAUGCUACAAGCGGCGGCCUGGAUGGACAGCGAGCUGAAACAUUACGGGGAUGCACGUCCUGAGCAGCCCGCCCUUGACUUCUUGAACAUAUUACCACCUGUCCGUGGAUUGAUCGAAGAUAUUGGUGUCAGGAGUCAAAACAACGAAAGUGUUCAGGCCAUGAAAAUUAAAUACGGCGCUCGCUUGUUCAAAUGCCCCCGUUUGAGCUGCAAUUACUUUACAGAGGGUUUCCAUACAGCGAACGAGCGGGAUGAUCACAUCGAACGACACGAUCGUCCUGCUCGCUGCGAUGAUGAACAUUGCAGCGGCUCUAAAAUUGGCUACGCAACCAGAGCUCAGCUGGAGCGACAUAAGAAUGAGAGCCACCCCGAAGUGAUCGGCCUUCGUCACAUAUUUCCAACAGAAGAAGAGAUAGAACAGAGUCUCCAAGAUGAAUUCUCGGAGUCUGAACACGAGACCGAGGUUGAGCUGCAAUCCGAUCAUGAUGAACACGAAGACCCACAACAAGAGAAUUCAUCUCCUCCGGCAGCGGUUUCAAUGGAGCCAAGUCCCGCAAAGAUAAGGAUAGGACCUCCAGAAAAUCCGAAACGUCAGAAGACAAGACAUGAAUAUCAUUGCACUCAUUGUGAUAGGAAAUUUAGUAAAAAGUAUAACUGGACGUCUCAUCUGACAUCGCACGGACUGGGAAAUAAGGUGUUUGAAUGUUCGGGUUGUGAGAAGACAUUUCCUAGGUCAAGUGAUCUAAAGAGACACAAGAAGUUGCACGAUCCAACCAACGCAGUAAUCUGCGGGGGUAUACUACCAAGUGGCCGGCGAUGGGGAUGCGGGGAGACAUUUGCUAGAGCUGAUACAUUGAACAAUCACCACAAAUCUCAGAAGGGAGGUCAAUGUAUUGCAGAAAGAGACAGCCUGGACUAG